GCCUGCGAGGCCGCCGGGGCAGCGCCACCCCCGCGGCCCAGCGCAGUGGGACGGUCCCGUUGCCAUGGCGGCGGCGUCGGGAGGGCGGGAGGAAGGAGGGAGCAUGGCCGCCCUGGCCCGGCUGCAGGAGAGGCUAUCGGAGCUGCGAGAGGAGUAUUUCCUUGCGAACAGAUCUAUAGAUGAAGACAGAAAAAUAAAAUACAGAGCUGCUGUCAAAAUCCAGAGCUGGUUUCGAGGAUGCAGGGUCCGAGCCUAUCUGAGACAUCUGAAUGCAAUGGUGAUUUUGAUACAGAAGUGGUGGAGAGGAUAUCGAUGCAGAAAACACUUCAGAAAAAUGCUGGAGACAGCAUAUUUUAUUAUGAAGAUGAAUUUCUACAAUGAAAUGGCUGUCAGGAUCCAGAAAAGGUGGCGAGGCUAUUACGUUCGGAAAUACAUCCAUAAUUAUUAUGCCCUGAAGAAAUACUUGCAAGCUGUUUCUGUGAAUAACGCAUUUGUCAGGAGUGAACUUCAAGAGUAUGUAGAAAUGAAGGAAAAUGAAGAGAAAAUGAAAGACCUAGAAAAGAAAGAAAAGGAAAAGAAAUACCAAGCCCGAAAGAUGCAUUACCUCCUUAGCACUGAGCAGAUUGCAGGCAUCUACAAUUCGCCAUUCAGAAAGUCCCCAGACCCAAUGGAACUGCUGCUACGGAAUUCAAAGCCACUGAGCCACAGAAGGAAGCAAGUGAAGAGUCCCUUUGCCUAUGAGCUCUAUGACUGGCCAACUUGUAAGAAGCCCCCAGCUUUCGUCACAGCACUGCCUCUGCCACCUAUUGGCAGACAGAAACCUCAGGGGCCUUUCCGCGAUACCGCUGAAGUGUUGUGGCAGCGCUACAAGCCUUUGGAACCAACCUUGCGAGUGGCAGAAUCAAUCAGUUCACCACUGGAGAAGGCCAGAGAGGGAAUAAAAAGGGAGGAAUGGAGAAAUCCUAUACAUGACAAUGAAUUCCUGCCAUUUUCUUCAUAUCAUAAAAAUGAGAAUGAGAAGUAUGAGCCAUCACUUUGUAAGUCAGGCAAAUAUGUCCGAGAAGCUUAUGGAACCAAACAUUUCAGAGAAGUAUAUCCUAAUAAGUGGAUAGCGGACAAGGACUUUCGAACAGUGGUGCCAUCUAUUUUUCUCUUCGAAAAGUUUGGAAAAACUUACUCCCGCGCUGGGCAAAUAGCGUAGUUGUCCGUCCUCGAAACUACACAAGGCACCUGAAAAGUAAUCAAUAAAUGUAUUUCAGCAAAUGCACAGAAGCAUGUUGACUGAAUGUCCCAUAAAGUAGUCUUCCUAUGUAACGUUAAUUGAUUUUGCUUGAUCUUUAAGCGAUAUGGCUUCCAGGAUUUAUAAAAAAAUUUUUUGUGUGUUUUUUUUUAAAAAAAUUAGCUUAAGAAAAUGAUUUCUGAAAAUGCUAUAUUUUAUUUAACAUAAAUAAUUUAGGAUAGAAAACCAGAGUCAUCAAGUGAAAUACUUGGAAUCACAUUUAUUUGUUACAGAUUUGUAAAUGAGUUUAAAAAAAGAAGAAAGUUUAAAAUUUACAUCUGGUUUUUUCCUCCCACCUAUAAAUGUAUCUGCUUCAUCGCUGCUGUUCAUCAUUUUCAGUGUUAUUAGGCAUCCUUUUUAGCUACGGAUUCGUGUCUUCAGAAGUGCAGGAUAGGCAUUUACAUGGAAGAUACUAUUUUAAAUCCUUUUAGCACUUCUGUGGGUGGUAGAACUUUAGUGUUGAAAAAACAAAGUUCUGACAACAUCUAUGCCUUAUUAUUAGAUCAGUUUUUCUAUAUCCACUUAAUUUUCUUUAUCACUACCUGUGUAUUUACUCCUAGUCCUGUGUUAAGUGAGGCCAUAAUCAUGUGAUGCUUGGCAAGAAGAACACAUUUGAUGACACAAAACUGAUACUAGUUUGCUCUGUUCACUAGCAAGCAAUCCUGCAAAAUAGUGAGUAUCCUCAGAGCCCAUCCACUUCAAAAGACUCAAGGAAUUCAACAUCAUGAGAAGACCUCAGCAUAUCUAAAGAGCAAAUCAUAAGCUAAUUCUUAAAAUUAUGUGAGUGAAUUUUACAGGAGUUUUAUGCUGAAUUCUCUAUGAUAACUUAUUUGCUUUUCAUAUCAUUUGACUGUAUUUGAAUCAAAUAUAUCUGUUUAUCUGUGGUUCA
Pipra filicauda (Wire-tailed manakin) is the source of this 2168-nucleotide messenger RNA. RefSeq names its product spermatogenesis associated 17 (gene SPATA17). Gene Ontology annotation, biological process: mitotic cell cycle; establishment of meiotic spindle localization; spindle organization. Gene Ontology annotation, cellular component: spindle pole. The record is from RefSeq and is a predicted model, not a curated record. The transcript is spliced from 10 exons. NCBI's taxonomy places the organism in Eukaryota, Metazoa, Chordata, Aves, Passeriformes, Pipridae. The coding region runs from base 65 to 1201 and encodes 378 amino acids. Gene Ontology annotation, molecular function: protein binding.